GCGCAGACUCCUGAGUUCGAAGAGUGUUUUCUAUAGAGCUAAUCGGAGCCUCGUCCUUCAUGUUUGCACAGGUUUGUUUCUACCUAGAAGUAGCCGGGGUGUUAAUAAAGCUGUAAGAUAAAAAAGUGCAUCAGUGGGUGAUCUCUGAAAAGAAGAUAAACUGUGUGGAGAUCGUCUGUAACUGCUUAGUUACUGUUACAGGAAAGUUUGUAGAGAGAUAAGCUAACAGAGAUGUGGAGACAUCAGGUCAAACAGCGACUGGAUGCAGCAGAGGAGCAGAGUCAUGAAGUACUGGAUGCUGCUUCCAGCUCCGAGGAUUCCGAUGUUCAGCUAAUGCUAUUGGUGGAGGAAGAUGCUCCUAAAGAACAAAGUUCUGAUGGGAACCAGGAAGAUUCAGACUAUAUCCUUGUAAAAGAGGAACGGGAAGACCUCUGGGCCAAUUUGGAAGAAGAGAAUGACAAGGAAGAUACUGAUGAAACAUUAUUUCCAUUAAACAUAGUUAUUGUUAAGUGUGAGAAUGAUGAUGAAGAAGAUGAUAAUGAAAAAAAGUCUUUGUUCUCACAUUUUCAUCAAAAAGAAGGCGAUCUUCCAAGCAGCAGCAGCUUGGCUGACGAGAAGAAAGGAGAACUUGAUGAAGAUGACUGUGAAGUAGCAGGAUCCAGCAGAAAACUUCAACGAAACCCUUGUGGAGACACUUUGAACUCUUCAGACACUGAAGAAAGUGGAGAUUAUGAGGAGUCAAAGUUUCAUAACGCAGACCUUAAACCCCUGUCAGAUUCUGAGUCUGAAACCAAAGAUGGUGACAAUGACUGGGUUCCAGGUUCAGGUAGAAACCUGGUUAAAACAUCUCUGAGCUGCACCGAGUGUGGCAAUCAGUUUGCAAGCAAGCAUUCACUCAAGAGACACAUGAAAUGUCAUUCGAUCAUCCGGUCUUUAAACUGUUCAGUCAACAAUAAAAGUGUUCGGAAGCAGAAGAACUUAAAUUCCCCCAAAAAAGAUCCGGCAUCCAUUAAGUACUUUAGCUGUGACUGUGGAAAAAGUUUUACCAGAAGAACAGAUCUAAAGAUUCACAUGAGAAUUCACACUGGAGAGAAACCUUUCUGUUGUGACGUUUGUGGUCAAAGGUUUAACCAACAGGCACAUUUAAACCAACACACCAGAAUCCACACAGGAGACAAACCGUUUUGUUGUGAAGUUUGUGGGAAAAGAUUUAGCCAAAAGGCACAUUUAAACCGACACACAACAAGCCAUUCUGGAGAGAAACCCUUUGAGUGUGACGUUUGUGGGCAGAGAUACAGCCAACAGGCCAACCUGAACAAACACCGAAGGAGCCACACUGGGGAAAAACCCUUUGGAUGUGAUUUGUGUGGACAAAGGUUUAGCCACAAGGAGUCACACAAAAUCCAUAUGAGACUGCAUUCAGGGGAAAAACCAUUUGGCUGUGAUGUUUGCGGACAAAGGUUUGGUCACAAGGAGUCCCAUAAAAUCCACAUGAGGACACAUACAGGAAUAAAGCCAUUUAGCUGUGAGGUCUGUGGACAAAGGUUUGGCUACAAGUCAAAUUUAAAAAUACACAUGAGACUCCACACUGGAGAGAAACCUUUUUCCUGUGAUCUUUGUGGACAAAGGUUUAUUCAAAAGGCAAAUUUGGACAAACAUGCUAGAGUUCACAUGGAAGGGAGAGGUGUUUUACUCUGAAUACCAGAAAGACCAGUUCUGACUCGGUUUGGUCUCCAAACUUAAAUUGUUAAAGGACUUAAGAUAGCUUCUGUUUGCAGGUUUCAGUGUUGAGUUGGAUUGUUACUAUUCUUGAAACAAAGCUGAUUAUAGCUGUUUUUAUCAUAUCAUCAAAUGUUCUGAUUUAUAUUUUAGUUAGUUUAUUGAUCAACACAAAUGUUACAUUAGCCAAAUUACUUUAAAAAGCUACUGGAUUGU
Cyprinodon tularosa is the source of this 1935-nucleotide messenger RNA. Its product is annotated as zinc finger protein OZF-like. Gene Ontology annotation, molecular function: DNA-binding transcription factor activity; RNA polymerase II cis-regulatory region sequence-specific DNA binding. Bases 232 to 1698 code for a protein of 488 amino acids. The transcript is spliced from 2 exons. The record is from RefSeq and is a predicted model, not a curated record. Lineage: Eukaryota; Metazoa; Chordata; Actinopteri; Cyprinodontiformes; Cyprinodontidae. Gene Ontology annotation, biological process: regulation of transcription by RNA polymerase II.